Photinus pyralis (common eastern firefly) is the source of this 720-nucleotide messenger RNA. RefSeq names its product senecionine N-oxygenase-like. The transcript is spliced from 6 exons. Lineage: Eukaryota; Metazoa; Arthropoda; Insecta; Coleoptera; Lampyridae. The record is from RefSeq and is a predicted model, not a curated record. Gene Ontology annotation, molecular function: NADP binding; flavin adenine dinucleotide binding; N,N-dimethylaniline monooxygenase activity. Bases 31 to 720 code for a protein of 229 amino acids.
UAUCUCAUUCGUAUUCGAUCUUAUAGCAGUAUGGUAACUCAAAAAGGCGAACCUGGGAAAGUAGCAAUAAUAGGGGCUGGCGUGUGCGGACUGAUCUCUUUAAGGUAUGCCAAAGAGUCUGGCCACCAAUGCGAUGUCUUCGAGCAGACUGGGGAGUUUGGAGGUACGUGGGUGUACACGGAUAACUACGGAAUAGACGAAAAUGGAUUACCCAUUACUAGAAACCUUUACCAGGAUUUAAUAACGAACGUGCCAAAGGAAAUGAUGGAAUUUCUUAAUUUUCGACAUUCGUCCGAUAUCAAUGAGUCUUAUAUUACUCAACCAUUGGUUUUGAAAUACUUACGCGACUUUGCAGAUAAAUUUGAUCUGGAAAAACAUAUUCAGUAUUACUCGUAUGUUACAAAAGUGGAACCGCAUGACGAUCGAUGGACUGUAACAGUUAGGGACGUUAAACGCAAGGAAGAACGAUCAGAAUGUUACGACGCGGUCUUUAUUUGCAAUGGCAGCUUCGCCCAUCCGCGUAUGCCGGAAGUAAAAGGCGAGAAACUGUUUAAAGGUUUGCUAUUUCAUAGUUGCGAUUAUAGAAGUACAACAUUGUUUGUAAAUAAAAGGGUAUUAGUCGUCGGCGGUUCUUUUUCUGCCGUCGAUAUAUCACGCCUAAUUAUACCAGUUGCCCAAAAGGUAUACAUAAGAGGGGUACUGAAACAGUUCUGUGAUUGA